AUGGCAUCUCAGGACUCAGACGCCAAUUGCCAAUCGGUGUAUCCAUAUGACCCGAGCUUACCACUGGCUGCUGUAGCGGUCUCGUUUUAUGCCAUUGUGGUCGGACUCCACGUAUGGCGAUUGAUCUUGACCCGGGCCUGGGACAACAUCUUCAUGGUGAUUGGAGGAUUUUUCCAACUUGUUGGCUACGCAGCUCGCCUCUACCUGAGCCAAAAUGUCUGCAGCAAAAGCGCAUACGGUGCGCAGGCUGUGCUCUUACUUCUCGGCCCGUCGACGUUGAUGUUCACGGUCACUUUGACCCACACCCAGUACAUCAAAGCACUCAAUGCCGAUAAGAUCUGCUGGCUUCCGAUCCGAAUGCAACGUCCGUUGUACUUCUGCAUCAACUUCCUCUGCAUCUUCGUCCAAGGGGUUGGCGGCAUCGACAUGGCAGCGGCUUCAGAACGUGGACUGGCCGAGGCGGGCGGAAAGAUCAAAAUCGCUUCGUUCGUGGCACAGAUGGUCUUCUGGGUCUUCAUCGCCUCGGAGAAUGGCUGGGUCACAUACCGGUACGGGGCGCUGCUGCGUCGGUCUGCAAACCGGGCUCAGGACGAGUCCGGCAUGGUGCCUGAUAUCAAACCCACUUUCGCACGUUUCAAGCUCUGGAGUCAACUUUUUGGCCUCGCCAUUUCGAUCAUUGUUGGCCGCAACAUGAUGCGAUUGACGGAGCUUGGCGUGGACUUUCUCAAGAACAACGAGUGGCCUGGGUAUGCUUUCGAUGGUUAUCAGAUGGUGGUCGUCAUGGGUGCUUGGGGUGUCUUCUGUCUUCCGGGAAAGUGUAAAGAGGUGUUGGCAUCGCACGAGCGUUAUCAGCACUUAGAGUUGAUGAGGUCGAACUCUUCUCAGGAAAGAGCUUUGGUGUGA
Molecule: messenger RNA, 903 nt
Organism: Zasmidium cellare ATCC 36951
Lineage: Eukaryota; Fungi; Ascomycota; Dothideomycetes; Mycosphaerellales; Mycosphaerellaceae
Exons: 2
Coding region: 1-903 (300 amino acids)
Cellular component (GO): membrane
Source: RefSeq, a predicted model, not a curated record